Molecule: messenger RNA, 1023 nt
Organism: Ophidiomyces ophidiicola
Lineage: Eukaryota; Fungi; Ascomycota; Eurotiomycetes; Onygenales; Onygenaceae
Gene: MRPL10
Product: YmL10
Exons: 2
Coding region: 1-1023 (340 amino acids)
Biological process (GO): translation
Cellular component (GO): mitochondrial large ribosomal subunit
Molecular function (GO): structural constituent of ribosome
Source: RefSeq, a predicted model, not a curated record
AUGCCUCCACGACUCCCCUGGCGACCGUCGCUUUCCCUUCUGCCUUUCCAAUCGCAGCUCUCAUCCUCGACGCCCUCUCCUUUCCUCCGCCUACUCCCAUCAAUUCUAUCCCAGUCCCAAUGCCAGUCACCAUUCCAGCAAUCCAGCCAGAGUCGCAACGCAUCAAUCCUCUCCUCUCUCUCCGAUAAUCCAAGCGCAUAUAACAAACGCAUCAGACGAGGUCGAGGUCCGGCUUCCGGCAAGGGCAAAACCUCUGGCCGGGGGCACAAGGGUCAAAAACAGCAUGGCAAAGUCCCUGCUGGGUUCAAUGGUGGGCAGACCAAAGACAUAGUCGUGCACGGAACGCACGGAUUUGACAAUAUCUUCACCCUGGAUAUGUCCAAAGUCAAUAUCGACCGCAUCCAGGACUGGAUCGACCAAGGCCGCAUUAACCCUGCGCAGCCCAUCACAGUCAAAGAACUCGCCAAAUCGCGCUGCAUCCACGGUAUCAAGGAUGGCGUCAAGCUGCUGGGCCGCGGCGGCUCGUCGGCCCUCAAGCAGCCGAUCAACAUCAUCGUCUCACGGGCGUCCGCGUCCGCCAUUGCCGCCGUCGAAGCCGCCGGCGGCACCAUUGUGACGAGGUACUACACGCGCCACGCGAUCAAACGGAUCAUGAAAGGCCAGACGGAUCCGUUUGUGUCGCUGGCGUGGGUGAAGAUGCAGCAAGAGCAAAAACAAGAGCAGGACAACAACGGGGAGGUCGAGAGCAAGACGGCUGACGGCACAAAUGCUCCGCCCAAGUUGAUUGUUGGAAUGGGCUUCGAUAAGCCCAGAGUGAAGGGUGAAGGGUUCCAGUACCGCUUACCGGAUCCGUCGAAUCGGAAGGAUAUCGAGUACUACCGUGAUCCGGAACAUCGGGGCUACUUGAGCUAUUUGGUUGGGGAGCAUGAAGGACCCAGCUUGUUCUUCAGGCCGCCGGGCGAAGAAUCCCGCAAGACGACGAAGAAGGAGGUGACGAAGCUAUCCGAGAACCGGGUCUGGUAA